AUGCAGUCCAACCCAUCAGGAGGACUUCAUGCUCGGCAAAAGCAGCAUCGGCGUCAAAACUCGACACCGACUGCUUUUGAAGGUGCUAAGAUCCCCAAUCUGCCAACUACACAAAGACAAACCGCACACCGACGCGGCCUCAGUCUCGAUGUUCGAAGACAACACAUUACAGCAACUACAACAACACCAACAAGGCAUAACCAGAUGGUAGGUACAAAUACUAACAACACAGGAUUAUCGCAUUACCCGCAGCAUAACGUACUGCGAGAAGCGCAGCAGCAACGCAUACAAGCACGCCCGGGCACACAGAACCCUUACGCCAACUUGGCAUCGAGUGCAAGCGACAACUAUCUGAUGUCACCCCACGGAACUCCUCAGACACAGCGAUUCGACCCGUCCUGCUUUGACCCAAACUCAAUUCCCUUUGAUACUUACAACACAGACUUCAACGUGAUGAUGAGCAAAGGCCAACAAGCUUACGGCGACAACUUGUCGGGAGGUAAGGAAUUUGAUAUUUUUAACAAUGACAGUGCUCUUUCGACACCAUCCUUUAUGACCUUUCCUUCCGAGGGGUCCUCCGCCCAGGGCUGGGCAUCUGAAGGUGACACCUCCAGCACAAGGAGGACCUCGCGGAGGAUAAGCGGCGGCAUCUUGGACCGUGUCAACAAGUUCGAAAACUUGGACUCAGCAAGACCAGCGACUCCCCCAAGCCAGAACCAGAACCAGGGCCACAACACACAAAGCUACUUUCCCCCUACACCCACCGAGACUUCCCAAGACCGAUUGGUCAAGGACGAACCAGUGCCAAAUCGUUUCUCUGAUGACUACGAUGAGUCUAUGGAAGAGACCAUUAAGCCCGUCAGGAAUCGUGGGGGAAACCGAAGGGUCCAGACUAUCUUCCAGGACAUCAGACAACACUCUGAGCAGGACAUGUCUAGCCAAGGCCAAGCAGACUCUGCUUCCGAGUCAUCCUUCCACGCACUGCCAAUGCCGACUCCUGACUACAUGAACAUGAAUAACUUCAACAACGAGUUCAUGAAGAUUGAGAACGGCUUCGGCCGUCAAGAAAUCGGCGGUCUCGAUAUCACCCCCAACACACCCCACAUGUCAAACUUUAUCGAUCUCAGACCUUACCCCAUGGGCGCUCAAUCCAUCUCUGGCACGCCCUCACAAACACCUUCCCGUCGUCACUCCCCUCACCGCCGAACAGAAUCUGUUGCAAGCAUCGCUAGCGCCGCCAGCAUUGCCAGCAUCAACAUUGAGGAGACCAAGACAGAGACCGGUGUGACCCAGGAUGAGAUCGCUCAGUUCAUCAGCGGCCCUGAUGCAGGAGAUGGCAAGUGGACAUGCACAUACGAGGACUGUGGCAAGAAGUUCGGCCGCAAGGAGAACAUCAAGUCGCAUGUCCAGACUCACCUGAACGACCGCCAGUACCAAUGCCCCACAUGCAAGAAGUGCUUCGUCAGGCAGCACGACCUUAAACGACACGCCAAGAUUCACACUGGAAUCAAGCCUUAUCCCUGUGAGUGCGGGAACAGCUUCGCUCGCCACGACGCUCUCACUCGACACCGUCAGCGAGGCAUGUGUAUUGGCGCUUUCGAUAAUGUUGUACGCAAGGUUGUUAAGCGAGGUAGACCUCCCAAAAAGAGCCGCCCUGAUAUCGAGACCCGCAUGGACAAGUCGGCUAGAACCCGCAAGAAGAACAUGUCUAUCAGCUCAAUGUCGUCUUUUUCUGCAUGCUCGGACAGCUCAGCUGUUACCUCACCAGAUCAGUUCAUGCUUGACGACAUGAUGGACAUGGGAAUGCCUCCACAAAGUCAGAACCUUGCCACCGUCUCCUCAGCACCCAUGACCGGCCUCACUGCUGCAGCUCUCCAGGAGUAUGCCUCCUCGCCAUCCGCCGUCAGCGUUCACUCUUACGUUUCCCCUGAAGCUAUCAUGGACGGUACUCCCAUGCACGUCACAUCUCCAGCCAAGAGCGCUGCGAGCGCCGCGAGCCAAUACAACACCCCCCCUGAGCUGUCACAAUCGUCGUCCCCCCCUGGCACCCAUUAUUUCGAGGUUGAACAAAACAACUCGAUAAACGCCGACGACCUGACCGCCAUCCCGGGUACAUCCACCUAUGUCACCUCGGCGACAAUGGCUGCUACCCUCCCCCUGGGAAUGAGCAGCGCAGAUGACCUUUUGCUGCAGUUUGGUGGCGACAAUGGCCUUAUUCAACUGGACCGCGAUUCCCACAUGCUCUCCAUGGGCAAGUUUGAGGAUGAUGAAUUCGAAAGCAGUAUGUUCGCCAAUAACGAUAACGACGUCUUCUUUGGCAGCAACUAG
Molecule: messenger RNA, 2328 nt
Organism: Fusarium poae
Lineage: Eukaryota; Fungi; Ascomycota; Sordariomycetes; Hypocreales; Nectriaceae
Exons: 2
Coding region: 1-2328 (775 amino acids)
Biological process (GO): regulation of transcription by RNA polymerase II
Cellular component (GO): nucleus
Molecular function (GO): DNA-binding transcription factor activity, RNA polymerase II-specific; RNA polymerase II transcription regulatory region sequence-specific DNA binding
Source: RefSeq, a predicted model, not a curated record